Molecule: messenger RNA, 879 nt
Organism: Papaver somniferum (opium poppy)
Lineage: Eukaryota; Viridiplantae; Streptophyta; Magnoliopsida; Ranunculales; Papaveraceae
Exons: 1
Coding region: 1-879 (292 amino acids)
Source: RefSeq, a predicted model, not a curated record
AUGCCUAAAACUGUUCAUGAUUUGAUCUGUAAUGAUGACACAUGGGAUUUUAACCUUAUAUCUAAAUAUGUUGAUUAUAAUUCACAUAAUGCUAUAAAUUAUGUUGCUAUUAACCUUAAUAUGCAUGAUAGGAUCAGAUGGAAUUCUACCAAAAAUGGUGAACUCACUACUAAGUCUGUUUACAAUUUUCUUACUGAUCUGAAUAUUGAUAAAAAUGAAGCUAAAUUUUGGAAGCAAAUUUGGAAGUUAAAUGUUAAGCCUGAAGUUAAUAUGUUCUGCUGGAAACUUGUGUAUGGUGCUUUAGCUUUAAGACAUAGAAUGUCUAAGUAUGUUACUACUUUGAAUUCCUUCUGUUUGUUAUGUGAUUCAAAUGCUGCUGAAGAUGAAUGUCAUCUUUUUGUUAAUUGUCCUUUCACUAGGAAAAUCUGGGAUGCUUUUCAUUUGAGUGACAUAUAUAAGCUGCAAGGUUCCUAUGAUGUUAUGAUGUGGUUUAACUACUGGAUGAACAGCAAAAUUCUUACUGAAAAACAUGAUAAAAUAUCUUAUGUUAUAUGGUCCAUUUCGAAAUAUAGAAACAAUGUGAAUUUUGACAAUGUUAUACCCUUGCCUCAAAAGCUUGUUGAUUCCAUUAAAAUUUAUUAUCAGAAUAAAGUUUAUCCUAGUGACAACACUUCUAGGCAUGCUUCUCAAUCCUUAAGAAAUCCUGACACUGAUAUUCAUACCAAUUCCAGUCACAACUUUGAUUGGUUCAUUCCUUUGAUGCUUCUUUUUCUGAGGAUAAUUUCACAAUGGGUUAUGCUAUCUCCAUUUUGGAUAAAACAUGAAGCAAAAAACAAUGUGGUGCAGGCAGAAACUGGGCAGCUUGCCCCUAGAUGCUGA